Molecule: messenger RNA, 1296 nt
Organism: Phragmites australis (common reed)
Lineage: Eukaryota; Viridiplantae; Streptophyta; Magnoliopsida; Poales; Poaceae
Product: protein TIFY 10a-like
Exons: 5
Coding region: 34-906 (290 amino acids)
Biological process (GO): response to wounding; regulation of defense response; regulation of jasmonic acid mediated signaling pathway
Cellular component (GO): nucleus
Source: RefSeq, a predicted model, not a curated record
ACGUGCUCAAAACAUAAACAAAGCAAGAAAUGGAUGGAGUCCAACUUGCAGUUGCAGAACCGAAAUAAGUUCAGCCCUCUGCAUUUAUACACGCCCAGCCACGGAAGCGAAGACCACAGGAAGGGGAAAGGUAAAGGAGAGCAAAAACAGCAGGAGGCAAAGCGAAUUCAAGCAAAUUUCUCUUCUGUUUCCGGUGGAGAUUUGAGGUGUGCGGGGAAGAUGGCUCCUGCGAAAUCCGGGGAAAGGGCGAGCAGCUUCGCCAUGGCCUGCAGCCUCCUCAGCCGCUACGUCAGGGAGAACGGCGCCGCCGCCGGCGAGCUCGGCCUCGGCAUCAGAGCUGAAGCCGAUGUGCAGAGGACGCCGGCAGACGGGGACAAGGGAGCGGCGAGGAAGGAGGCCAUGGAUCUUUUCCCCCAGAACGCCGGGUUCGGCUCCGAGGCCGCCGUCCAGGAGGGCCCUGAUGCAAGGGAGCAAGAGAAGCGCCAGCUGACUAUCUUCUACGGCGGGAAGGUCCUCGUGUUCAAUGACUUCCCUGCUGAGAAGGCAAAGGACCUGAUGCAGCUGGCCAGCAAGGGUACAUCGGCAGCUCAGAACUCUGGCUUGCUGCCAUCCUCCACAACUGCAACCGUUACUGACAGCACUAAGGUCACAUCCCUGCCAGCCCAACCUAAUGCUGUGAUCAAUUCCCAGAAGAAUGCAGCAGAUAUUCCCCAGGCUCCGAAGGCGUCUCUUCGCCGGUUCCUCGAGAAGAGAAAGGAUCGCCUUAGUGCAACAGCACCAUAUCAAGGUUCCCCUUCAGAUGCUACACCUGUUAAGAAGGAGACUCCGGAGAGUCAGCCAUGGCUCGGUUUAGGACCUCAGAUCGCCAAUCCUGACCUGAGCUUACGCCAGGAAUGCAACCAAUGAUCAGAUCAGCAAUUCAGUAUUGCCAUCUUCAAAUCUGCGAUACACCUGUGGUCAGAGGACUGGAUUAUAGAUAUUCUUACUAGUCAUGUACCAAGUGUUUUGUGUUACUCCCAUGAUUCCAUUAUGUGAUGCUUUUCGCUUGGAUACAUAGGUUUGGAUGUAAAGGAAGUAGCUGAUGUCGAACAUGAUUACUAGUGUUGGGACAGGCUUGGCUGAUUAACCCAUGGCAGCUUGCCCCAAACUGCCGUGGUAGAAAGGAGAAAAACUGUAGUAGUUGCCAGAACUCGUUCGUAUUUUCGGAAACUUUGGUGUCGUUUGGCUUUGGCAUUGCUGUGUACAAAGCUAGUUGUUGUAACAGAUACAGGCCGUACAAUUAUUUCGUUUCUGCUA